GUGUCGAUUAAAAAUUAUGUGUCAAUCCUGAAUUGGAAACAGCUCAUUACCCUUUUAAAAGAAUUGAUGAAAUAUUCAACACUUUAAAAAAUUCCAAAUAUUUUUGCUAGCUUGACCUUUUUAAAGCAUAUUUAAAUGUAGCUUUGGAUGAUGAUAGCAAGCAGAUUCAAACGACAUCAACUCACAGAGAAUCUAAUGAAAAUACUUGAAAAUCGGGGUCCAAAUGCAACACGAUUUAAAGAAUGUGGUAGUGCAUUAUUUGGAGGAUUUGUUUUGUGGCAUCAAGGGACUGAAAUUUGCGUACAACCAUUAGAAUCAGAUUCUCAUCUUCUUCUUUUUAACGGGGAUAUAUUUAAUAUAAAUAAUAGUGAAUUACGAAAUAUGUCUGAUUCACAAUGGAUUUUUGGAAAACUGUCGAAUGCUAAAGAUGAAUGUGAACUUAUUAGUUAUUUUAAAACUAUUGAAGGACCAUACAGUAUUAUAUUUUAUGAUAAAGCAAAUAAAAUAAUUUACUUUGCACGAGAUUCCCUUGGACGCAAUUCUCUUCUUAUUGAAAAAAAUUAUGAACAUUUUCGUUUGCUCAGCACAUCUUUUAACACUAAUAUGGAAAAUAACACCAUGGAACUUCCACCGCUGGGAAUUUACAAAAUAAAUAUUGAAGAUCUUCAAAACUGCUGUCUAUUUCCUUGGCGAAUCCCAGAUGAGAACUGGCACGCUCAAAUAGAACGAUUAGAAAAAUCCUGUGAUAUAGUAAUAAAAAUUAGAAAUCAUAUUGAAUGUCAGUGGUUAUCUAAUGAAUUAAAAGAUAAAAAGUAUAAUUUUAACUUUUAUGAUCUGGCAAAUAGUGAAACAUAUUCAACAACGUCAGAACUGUAUGAUUUCUUUUUAAAGAAUACGGAUCUGUUAAAUGCAAUACAUCAGUUUUCGGUACUUAUAGAGGAAUCAGUAAAAAAACGAGUACAAUAUACCGCAUCAUGUUGCGCUUCAUGUUUAGGAAAUUUAAACUCAUGUAAUCAUUCAAAGAUUGCAAUUUUAUUUUCUGGUGGCAUUGAUUGUUCCAUUUUAGCUGUGUUGUGUGACAAAUUUAUUCCUAAAACAGAUUCAAUUGACUUGGUUAAUGUGGCGUUCGAAAGUACGAGAACCGAUAGUAACUGGGAUGUUCCAGAUAGAAUUUCUGGCAAAUCGUCGUUUAAGAAUUUAAAAGAUAUAUGUCCCGAUAGGAAAUGGAACUUUAUCGAAGUAAAUGUCAGCAAGAAGGAGUUGCAUCACUACUUAAGUGUUCAUAUAAAACAUCUUAUUUAUCCACUCAAUACUGUACUCGACGAAUCAAUUGGUUGUGCAUUCUGGUUUGCAUCACGGGCUAUGGGUUUAAAAGAUGAUAGUAAAUGGAAAUCAUCCGCUCGUGUUGUGAUAUUAGGAAGUGGGGCCGACGAGUUAUUUGGUGGUUAUGUAAGACAUAAAAAUGCUUACAUUCGUCAUAAUGGGACAGAAGAGGAAAAACAAUUGAACUUUCUUAAUGAAUUAGAAAAAGAUUGGAAUAGAAUUCCAUCUCGUAAUUUAGCAAGAGAUGAUCGUGUAAUAUCUGAUAAUGGAAAAACGCCAAGAGCACCUUUUAUUGAAGAACAUGUUGUAAAUUUUGUCCGUUCUUUAAGUCCAAACCAAAGAUGUUGCUUUUUAUUGGAGGAUGGAAUUGGCGAUAAAUUAUUUUUAAGACUGUAUGGGUAUUAUGUUGGCUUAAAGAGUUCGGCAUUUUUGAAAAAGAGAGCAAUACAAUUUGGUUCCAGGAUUGCCAAUAAAAAACAAAAUGCUGCAGAUCGUUCAAGUUAUAUGUAAUUCGUCAGGCAUUUUUAAAAAAAACUUACACAAUCAUUAUGAUGUUAUAU
Lucilia cuprina (Australian sheep blowfly) is the source of this 1883-nucleotide messenger RNA. RefSeq names its product asparagine synthetase domain-containing protein CG17486. Lineage: Eukaryota; Metazoa; Arthropoda; Insecta; Diptera; Calliphoridae. The transcript is spliced from 7 exons. Bases 148 to 1833 code for a protein of 561 amino acids. The record is from RefSeq and is a predicted model, not a curated record. Gene Ontology annotation, molecular function: asparagine synthase (glutamine-hydrolyzing) activity.